Molecule: messenger RNA, 6199 nt
Organism: Equus caballus (horse)
Lineage: Eukaryota; Metazoa; Chordata; Mammalia; Perissodactyla; Equidae
Gene: AKAP5
Product: A-kinase anchoring protein 5
Biological process (GO): positive regulation of adenylate cyclase activity
Cellular component (GO): excitatory synapse; plasma membrane; postsynaptic density
Molecular function (GO): adenylate cyclase binding; glutamate receptor binding; beta-2 adrenergic receptor binding
Source: RefSeq, a predicted model, not a curated record
GCGGUCCCUCUGCAGAGGGCUGCUUGCUCCAGGUGCGACCGUGGCUUCCCGGCUGCCUGGGCGCCUGGCCCCGCGAGCGCCCCCCGACCUCGGCAGCAGAGUCGGACAGGGACCCCGGCGUCUUCGGUUGAUCGUUAAAUAAAACAAAAAUCUACCCAGUAAAGGGCUUUCGUGAAGAAAUUAAAGAGAGAAAUUACAAUAGAGAAACUAGGCAUUUGUAUACUGGAGAAACCUCCUUAACAACUAUAUGGAGUAAGACGAAAAGAGUGGAUACACCUGGAAGAAAUUUUACUUAGUAUGAUGUUUUUGCCCACCUUUUUGUCAUAAAAGGCUGCUAAGGAAGAAGGAAUACAGUUUUCUGGAGAAAGAGAGUGUAAUGUAAAAAUGGAGACCACAGUUUCUGAAAUUCAAGUAGAAAGCAAGGAUGAGAAGAGACCAGCAGAAGUUAGUCCUCAGGAUAAGAGGCAGGAAGAAGAGGCAUCGAUGCUUUGCUUCAAGAGAAGAAAGAAACCAGCCAAAGCGGUGAAGCCCAGAGUCGGCUCUGACGCUGCUGGUGUGGCAAGGAAGUGUCCCCUAGAAGCAGGCGCUUCUGAUCAGCCACAACCCCAAGUGGGGGCCUGGGCCUCAAUCAAACGUCUUGUAACACGCAGGAAAAGGUCAGAUUCUUCAAAGCAGCAGAAGCUCUUUGAGGCUAAAGUGCAACCUGAAAUCAAUGCUGAAGAUGCUGAUCCUUCUAAGAAAAAGGCAAAAUCCAGACUUAAGAUUCCCUGCAUAAAAUUCUCCAAAGGGGAGAAAAGAAGUAAUCAUUCCAAAAUUAUUGAAGACUCAGACUGCAGCAUCAGAGUCCAGGGAGAAGCUGAAAGUUUGGAUACAAAAACUCUGACCCAAUCAGAUGACCAGGCCACAAAGACCAAGGUCACCCAGGAUGUAAGUGAAGAUGUCUCUCAGAAAGGGACUGAUGAGGUCUGUGAAUUCAAUGUGAGCAACAGCAUAAUUUCUCCUGGAGAGACAGUGAUUUCAGUAGAAGUUGGGUUAGAUAUGGGGCCUUCUGCUAUUCAAACAGGAACUCUAAUUCUUGAAAAAGAUAUUGAGAUGACUGAGGAAAAGCAAAGUGUUCAACCCCAGCAGGCAAGCCCACUUGAAAUUUCAGAAACAGAACACCUGCUACCAGUGGUUUCUGAUGUUUCGCCCUCACCUGCAAUCCCAGAUCAACAAAUUGUGGAAGAAGCCAGAAACAGUAUCCUAGAAAGUGGACCAGAUUGGAAAGACUAUGAAAGUAGAGAGAUUGUAGCUGAAGAGAGUAAGCCAAAAGACACUGAAUUGAGCCAGGAAUCAGGCUUUAAAGAAAAUGAGAUCAAUGCAGAGAAACCCAAACCAGAAGAAAGCAAAAGAAUGGAGCCAAUUGCUAUUAUUAUUACAGACACUGAAAUCAGUGAAUUUGAUGUUAAGAAAUCUAAAAAUGUCCCUAAGCAAUUCUUAAUGUCAAUGGAAAAUGAGCAAGUAGGAGUUUUUGCUAAUGACAGUGGUUUUGAAGGUAGAACUUCAGAACAAUAUGAAACACUUUUAAUAGAAACAGCCUCUUCUCUUGUCAAGAAUGCUAUCCAGUUGUCUAUAGAACAGCUCGUCAAUGAAAUGGCCUCUGAUGACAAGAAAAUAAACAACCUUCUACAGUGACUUAAUUUCCAGAUCAUGGGAGGGAAAAAAAAGCUUAAUGAUGAAUUAUUUUACAUGUUUGUGGCAUUUCUUACUCAGUAACAAAUGAGAGAUUUAUCAUCUGUGGAAUUUAAAGGUAUAAUUCCAGCCCAGAAGUGCUAAAGAAUUAAUCAAGUUAAUAAAACUCUCCCUAACACUGAAAUGCAGUCACUUCUGGGUUGGAGGAAGUCAGUACAGACUACGAUGCAAGGAGACACAGACGGAGCUGCUAAAAUCACCUGUGGUGAUUGAGAUGCUGGGAAGAAGAUGUAUUUAUGGAGCUCUUACAGUAUGCCAUAAGCUCUUUGAUAUCCUCUGACGUCACAAAGCCUGGUUUCCUUGUGAUAGUUCAACCCUCUGUAUUGGUUAACAUCCCAUUCAGUUUUCCAAAAACUUUUUUUUACAGUGCACUUUUAUGUUGUUUGAAACAGUGAAUAAGGUGAGCUAUUUUUGUGAAUGUGUGAUUCAGAGUUGUUACACUCCUAGGCAGUAGUCUCACCUCAAAAAAAUAUUGCAUUUUCCCAGUUUCAGCAGAAUAUGCAUAUUUGAAUUAAACAUGAGUGGUUUUCCGGUCUUUCUCAUGUCCCUUACAAAAGCCAUUCACAAAUUGCUUCAAACAGGCAAAUAAUUACCAAGUGCCAAGGUGUGGAAGCAGGGAGUGCAUUUUCCCUCUCCAUCUUUCUUCUGCCUCAAAGAGACCUGUAUAAAUCCGUUUCUGCAUGGGAUCAUCUGCUGAAAAGUUAGCAACAAAAACUAAAACAACAGCAAGAAGAAAAACAACAGGAGUGGAACAUUCUUUUCCAUCCAGGAGAAGGCAAACUCCCCAAGUAACAAAUAUUGCAGAUAACAGGAUUCAUCUGUCAGGAUGACUUCUCUAGAGCCAUACUCAUCAGCCUCUCAAAGAGAAGGGGAAAGGGAAUUCAAAGCCAGCCUGGCAGUAAAACUCCUAGGAAAUCACAAUAAUUUAGUGAAAAUGUUAUUCAUUCUUGACCUAGAAUGAGCCAAGUACACGGUUGAACAGAAAGUGAAAAGUUAUUGCCAAAGCACAUUAUACUUUAAAUGUCAAUAUUCUUUCAUUGUGCCUGUCUGUUGAGACACCAGUAAAAAACAUUUUACAUGGAGAUUGAAAAUUAACUUUUUCAUCCAUAUUUUAGUCCAGCUAAUCCCUUACAAAAUAGUGAACUUAAUAUAACAAUGAGAAGGGCUUAUUUGCAUUUUAUUUAGUUAUUUAAAUCAUCAAUCUCAUCAAUGAUUGCCUUUUUUUUGAAAAAGUCACUCUAUUUCAAUCGUUUCUUGUGUAAAAUGACCACACUACUACAACAAGCUCCCUGCCUCAGAGACUAGGGUUCAUGCUGUGCAGUCCCCCACUGUCUAAACUGAGUGACAGUGUUACUCGGAAAGUAGAUGACGUCAUGGAAAGCUUUCACUCGAGGUAUAAGGUGUUUGUUAAAAAGUAUUUGUACAUCCUUGGAGAAAAAAAUGUACCUUAGAUGAUUUUAAAUGAGCUGGUGACUUACUGCAUUAUUUGUGGAUUGCAUAUGGAAAGUACGUGCUAAUUUGUCCUAUAGAAUCUUGUUUCUUUCUGUAAGUACAUAUUGAGACCUCUGGCAGAAGAACCUUAUCUGAAUUUGGAAAUGAAGCAAAUAAUGGAUAUUAUGAGAAAGGUUCUUUGCUGAAGCGCAAAAGUAUUCCCCCAGCUUUUCCUACCUUCAUGCUUAUAAACUUUGGGGAGGGGGGCCCACUAAACGCCUCCAAUUUAGCAAGAUGAAAAGUGGAUCUUUCAAAACACAUGACCCAAGAAAUUCAUUUAAGAAAUUUUGAUUAUAUAACUUUUAAACUUUUUUUUAAAAAAAGACUGCUAAGUCAUCCUUCCUAAAAAUACUCUUUUUAAGUCACUCUAUGUGGUGCUAACAGACUUGGACAGCUACCAGCAAAUAUCAUACCAUAUUUAAAAAUGAACAAUUUUAAAAACCUGAUUAAAGUUGGUGCAUUUUACAGUGUUUUGAAGAAUCCUGCCUUUAUUUACUGCAAGGAUGGCUCAAGCCAAUAUACUUGCAUUUUAAGUUUUUAGUAAUCUCUCAUGCCUGAGCAAAAAGUACAGCUCUUAUCAGUUAUUGAAAAUAUUUUGAAAAGUUUAGGCAAUUUAUUUGGGAGUUUUAAAAAGAGAAACGAGGUAAAUACAUGUAAUGAAUUUUUUUGUUAAGAAAUAACAUUUUAUCUAACGAGACCUAGGUUUCUAUUUUUUUUCAUUGUAGUUUGAUAUAUAUUUUUGGUUAGAAUAUACUAUAACUGAUUUUUGUGAUGAAAUAUGUACUCUACUUGCAUUCAUUCUUAAAUGGUUGUUUUCUCCUCAGUCUUUUCCCCCCCGCCCCCCGGGGAAGAUUAGCCCUGAGCUAACAUCUGCCAAUCCUCCUCUUUUUGCUGAGGAAGACUGGCCGUGAGCUAACAUCCGUGCCCAUCUUCCUCUACUUUAUAUGUAGGACGCCCGCCACAGCAUGGCUUGAUGAGGGGUGCCAUGUCCGCACCCGGGAUCCGAACCGGCAAACCCCGGGCCGCCAAAUCAGAACGUGCCCACUUAACCGCUGCACCACUGGGCUGGCCUCUCUCCUCAAUCUUUUCUAUUGAGACUAUCUGGUGAAUUAAAUAAGGAUUCCAGUUUGAAAAAGGAAUCUGGAAUCUAACUGGUCAAAUGCUACUACAGUGAAUUCUAAAGUGACCCAAAUUGUUUUGUUAUAGAAAUAAUUAAGAAUCAGAUGACUUGGAGGUCUUCCAUAAAAUAUUUUUUAUUAUAAUGGCAUUUAUUUUACGCAAUUUGACCUUAUAUGCAAGACAUUAAAUGAAAUAGAUUCUUAUUCAAUUCACAUCUAUUUGACAAUAUGUAAAUGAUUGUUUAAAAGGCAAUUUAAUAACACUAUAUUAAUUUUCAUUUAAAUUUGCUGUGCUAUAAAUGCUGCUUUUAGUGAACAAUAAUUAGCUGGGAUUCACUUUCUCUUUGAACUCAGAAUUUUACAAGGCUGGUUGGUUUAUUAGAUGCUUUUUAAUUUUUUCAGCAUAUCAUCUUCCCCCUUUUAAAAGUCAAGUAUUAUUCACUGUGCUUUACAACACAGUGAAUAUGAAAAUCCUCCUCUAUUUCAUGGAGCACUAUUCACUUACAUUUUCUUAAAGUACUUUGUAGGAUAUAAAAAUAGUAGCCGAUAACAUUUGAGUAAAAGUAGCAGAAAACAAAAGAACUUUCAAACAGAAAUUAUGCUCUCUGCCACCUCCUCCACCUCAAAGAAUAAGAAGCAUGUGGCACAAAUGGAGUUCAGAAAAGCCGUCUGCAUAAUUUUCUUUCAAGGUAAUCUAUUUGACAGCAUGAAGUCUGUGAUGAUCUUAAUUGAUCUACCAUUGAGUGGAGCCUUAGAAACCCUCUGAUUUACUUCUGAGAGAUUAUGUUAUUUCACUAGUGUGUGUGAAUGGCCUUGCUGCUAGAGGCUUUGAGAGACGUGGGUCAGGAGAGGGUCCCAGUCAAAUCUGGCUGCCGCAUGCAAUCCAGUUAACUUCACCAGUAAAUUUCUAACUUCAAGUUGCCUUAUUUUUUAUAGUUAAGAAUUAAUUUUGGGGGGAUUUAAAGCACAAUUUUUAAAAUAAUUGUUAGGCUUUAGAAUCCCAUUGUUUGAAAAGAUUCUCUACUUAAAUAUGUAAAGUCUACUUUCUAAUUCCUGAUAUUCAAUAUUUCAGGGGUUGACUUUUCUGCCUGCCAUUUCUGCAUUUUUAAAAAUCUUCAUUUAAGGUUUAGAGUUCUUUAGGUUCAAAUUCCUAUGAUGUUUUAUUGUGUAACAUGAAGUUUCUUAUUAUACAGAAUUCAAAUUUUCAAUAUAUGGUACAUUUUAUGGUACACUUUUGAAAAUAAUUUUUUGUAAUGAUCCUUAUUUAGUUACAAAGAUUUAACAGAAGGAAGCUACAUAAAACUUAGAUGUCCUGAUUAAAUUCAACUUGAUUCAACAUGUGUUGGGUAUAACACAUGCCAAACACUGUUUGAUAAAGGGGACAGGCUCCCUGUCCUCUCAGAGCUCAACCUAGGGAGCAGCAGCAGUGUAACUGGGACGGGCUGAGGCCAAGAGCCACAGGUAAUGCAGCAUCGUGAGUGCCAGAGGGGGGAGAACAGAGAGAAAGGGAUAAACUCUGUCUGAUGUGGGGAAGUGGUCAUAUAAAUACAGGAGCAGUUUGAAAGCAUUCAGUCUCUCAGUAGUUAAACAGUGUAUUCAUUCUGACUUGUGAACAGGUGCAAAAAAAGACCUGCGUAAUGUUACAUAUUUAUAGUAGUUCUUUGUCUAUAAAAAUGUUAAGUGGAUGAGCUAUUAUGAAAGUAAAAGUUGCAUUUUGUAUUUCUCAUUUAAAUUAGUACUAUAUUAUUGUGGAUCAGAUGCUAAUAUUAAAGAAAUAAUACUCUGUAAAAAAAAGAUUUCAACCUGAAUUAAUACAUAUACUAUUAAUACAGAAUAAAUGUUGUAUUGGCUCAUGUUUA